AUGCCGUCCCAGACGAAGCGCAAGCGCGAUAGAACUAUUAGUAAGGCCCGCGCUGAGAAAACCCGGAAAGCAAAAGCAGCAAACAAAGCACGCAAAACGGCGGCCACCGAGCGACUCCGUACCCGGGCCCCAACCGGGAAGUUCACCAAGUUCCUCGAGCUACCGGGAGAACUCCGCAACGCCAUCUACGAACUCGUGCUGGAACCCGACGUGACGUUCAAACCUGCGACUGCGCACGAGGUGGUUGAGUCUGGAGAACCGGAGCGCUUCGCCCUCCUGGCCGCCAACCGUCAAAUUCACGACGGAGCCGCCGCCAUUUUGGCACGGAGGGCAACUUGCCAUAUAUGUCUCGAGAGGCACGCUGUGGCGCGGCCGAAUAGGGGGCAGCGGGCUAUGGUCAAUGAGGCCGUCGAGAACUUCACCAACAUCAACAUCUCCCUCAGUCGUCCGGCUACAGCGCCUAGGAAGGGCGGCAUACGGGGAUUGGAAGAGACGAUCCGCGGUAUUGUUGCCGUUUCUGCAACUGCCUACGACAGCCCGCAGCGUGAGGUGACGCUGGAUCUGCAUGAGUGGAUCUGGUCGAGACUCGAGGACUUGUUCAAAUUGGGCGGCACUUUGCUUGUACAUGAGAAUGUAAACGCCGAAUGGAAGCGGUGCUUCCAGGUCAUGAAGGGGCAUACCACCAUCCGCUGGACCGUCAAGGUGCCGGUUACGGGCCGCCAACUAGGUUCCUUCGCGGAGCUGAUCAAGGAGACUUGCGAGAAGAACGGAUAUGGGUACGUAGAGGCGAGAAGGAGUCGUAGGGAGGAGGCCAAGCUGUACCUGAUGGACCCCGAGGACAUAAAUUCGCCCUAA
Mytilinidion resinicola is the source of this 855-nucleotide messenger RNA. RefSeq lists its product as uncharacterized. The record is from RefSeq and is a predicted model, not a curated record. The coding region runs from base 1 to 855 and encodes 284 amino acids. The transcript is spliced from 3 exons. Lineage: Eukaryota; Fungi; Ascomycota; Dothideomycetes; Mytilinidiales; Mytilinidiaceae.